UUUUUUCUUGUGAGAGAACUUAAUGCUGCAUUUAUCAUUAACCUAACACCCUAACAUAAAACAAAAGGAAGAAAAGGAGGAAGGAAGGAAAAGGUGAUUCGGGAAGAGAGAUCAUGUCAGGGCGGCCCAGAACCACCUCCUUUGCGGAGAGCUGCAAGCCAGUGCAGCAGCCUUCAGCUUUUGGCAGCAUGAAAGUUAGCAGAGACAAGGAUGGCAGCAAGGUGACCACAGUGGUGGCCACUCCCGGGCAGGGUCCAGACAGGCCACAAGAAGUCAGCUAUACAGACACUAAAGUGAUUGGAAAUGGGUCAUUUGGUGUGGUAUAUCAAGCCAAACUUUGUGCACAGGAGAACUGGUUUGCCAUCAAGAAAGUAUUGCAGGACAAGAGAUUUAAGAACCGAGAACUCCAGAUCAUGAGAAAGCUAGAUCACUGUAACAUAGUCCGAUUGCGGUAUUUCUUCUACUCAAGUGGUGAGAAGAAAGAUGAGGUCUACCUUAAUCUGGUGCUGGACUAUGUUCCGGAAACAGUAUACAGAGUUGCCAGACACUAUAGUAGAGCCAAACAGACGCUCCCUGUGAUCUAUGUCAAGUUGUAUAUGUAUCAACUGUUCAGAAGUUUAGCCUACAUCCAUUCCUUUGGAAUCUGCCACCGGGAUAUUAAACCACAGAACCUCUUGUUGGAUCCUGAUACAGCUGUCUUAAAACUCUGUGACUUUGGAAGUGCAAAGCAGCUGGUCCGAGGAGAACCCAAUGUUUCAUAUAUCUGUUCUCGGUACUAUAGGGCACCAGAGUUGAUCUUUGGAGCCACUGAUUAUACCUCUAGUAUAGAUGUAUGGUCUGCAGGCUGUGUGUUGGCUGAGCUCUUACUAGGACAACCAAUAUUUCCAGGGGACAGUGGUGUGGAUCAGUUGGUAGAAAUAAUCAAGGUCCUGGGAACACCAACAAGGGAGCAAAUUAGAGAAAUGAACCCAAAUUAUACAGAAUUCAAAUUCCCUCAAAUUAAGGCACAUCCAUGGACAAAGGAUUCGUCAGGAACAGGACAUUUCACCUCAGGAGUGCGGGUCUUCCGACCCCGAACUCCACCAGAGGCAAUUGCAUUGUGUAGCCGUCUGCUGGAAUAUACUCCAACUGCCCGAUUGACGCCACUGGAAGCUUGUGCACAUUCAUUUUUUGAUGAACUGCGGGACCCAAACGUCAAACUACCAAAUGGGAGAGACACACCUGCACUCUUCAACUUUACCACACAAGAACUGUCAAGUAAUCCACCUUUGGCUACCAUCCUUAUUCCUCCUCAUGCUCGAAUUCAAGCAGCUGCUUCCACCCCUACAAAUGCCACAGCAGCCUCAGAUGCUAAUGCUGGAGACCGUGGACAGACCAAUAAUGCUGCUUCUGCAUCAGCUUCCAACUCCACCUGAACAGUCCCAAGCAGUCAGCUGCACAGGAAAAACCACCAGUUACUUGAGUGUCACUCAGCAACACUGGUCACGUUUGGAAAGAAAAUUAAAAAGAGAAAAAAAAAAAAAAAACCUGUUCAUUUUAGUGUUCAAUUUUUUUUUUUUUAAUUGUUGUUCUUAUUUAACCUUGUAAGAUAUCUAUAAAUACAAAACAAUUUCAUUGUAUUCUCACUUUGCGGGAGAC
Messenger RNA from Sciurus carolinensis (gray squirrel), 1638 nucleotides. RefSeq names its product glycogen synthase kinase 3 beta (gene Gsk3b). Gene Ontology annotation, molecular function: beta-catenin binding; tau-protein kinase activity; protein serine/threonine kinase activity. Lineage: Eukaryota; Metazoa; Chordata; Mammalia; Rodentia; Sciuridae. Gene Ontology annotation, biological process: regulation of neuron projection development; extrinsic apoptotic signaling pathway in absence of ligand; insulin receptor signaling pathway. Gene Ontology annotation, cellular component: nucleus; cytosol; glutamatergic synapse. The record is from RefSeq and is a predicted model, not a curated record.